Hipposideros armiger (great roundleaf bat) is the source of this 1995-nucleotide messenger RNA. RefSeq names its product taperin (gene TPRN). Gene Ontology annotation, biological process: stereocilium maintenance; sensory perception of sound; auditory receptor cell stereocilium organization. Gene Ontology annotation, molecular function: phosphatase binding. The record is from RefSeq and is a predicted model, not a curated record. The annotation marks the transcript as partial. Gene Ontology annotation, cellular component: stereocilium base. NCBI's taxonomy places the organism in Eukaryota, Metazoa, Chordata, Mammalia, Chiroptera, Hipposideridae. The transcript is spliced from 4 exons.
CCUCCGCCGCCAGCGCCGCCCGCCCCCGGCCCGGCCGCUCCUCGUGUAGGCGAGCGCGCCGCUUGCUUCGAGCCCGAGCGCCGCGGCGCCGGCCCCGGAGCCCGGCGCAGCGACUUCCUCCAGAAGACCGGCAGUAACUCCUUCACCGUCCACCCCCGGGGCCUGCACCGCGGUGCGGGCGCUCGACUACUCUCCAACGGGCCCGCGGCCCCGGAGCCCCGGGCCGGCGCUGCCAACGGCAUCGCGGGCUCCGCGCCUGGGUCGGGCGAGUGGAAGCCAAAGGUGGAGUCGGGGGAGCCCUCCGCCCACCCGUCCCACAGCCCCGGGACCCCCAGUGCCACUCCAGCCGCGUCCUCAGCCCUGCCCAUGCCCAGCCCUGCCAGUGCCACUCCCAGCCAGCGCCAGUGGGUCUCCGCGGCCACCAGCGCCAACGAUUCCUUCGAGAUACGGCCGGCCUCCAAGCCAGACAUGGACACGAUCCCUGAGGGGGACCUGCAGGCCAGGGCCCUGGCCAGCCUACGUGUGAACUCCCGAAACUCCUUCCUGUUCAUCCCCAAGCGCAAGGCUUCUGGGGCCCCUCCUCCCCAAGGGAGGCAGUCGGUGGGGCUGCCAGAGGGAGAGGUUGUCUGGGCCUCUGAGCACCGGAAGCGUGGAGCCCAGCUGGUGCCUGGAGCGGAUGGUGCGCCUGUCAGUGGGAGAAGCCCCUUGGGGGUCGAGGAGGGGGUCUGGUCAAGGCCAGCCACUGCUCUCGUGGACCGGGCUGUUAGGUGGCAGAGGCCAUUCUCGCCACCCCCAUCCCUGCCAGCCGCCACCGAAGCCGAGCCUGCCCAGGGCUUUGAGGUUCCCGGCUUGGCCAAGAAUGGUGGUGAGGCUGGGAGGUCAGGGCUGCCCGUCACCUUCAUCGAUGAGGUGGACUCUGAGGACGAGGUCCCCCAAGAAGCCAAACUGCCCUGUAUGGGGCCUGGCACACCUUCCCGGUACCACCCAUCAGAGCUGCAGCACCGGGGCAGCAAUACCUUCACAGUGGUGCCCAAGAGGAAGCCAGGGGUCCUGCAGGCCAAUGGGGAGCCUGGGCCACAGGCGGCUGAGGAAGUGGAGGUGGGCAGCGUCUUGGAGCCCCCUGCUGUUCUGGGGACCCCACUGAAGAAGCGCUACCCCACUGUGCAUGAGAUCGAGGUGAUUGGCGGCUACCUGGCCUUGCAGAAGUCCUGCCUCACUAAGGCUGGCUCCUCGAGAAAGAAGAUGAAGAUCUCCUUCAAUGACAAGAGCCUGCACACCACGUUCGAGUACCCUUCGGAGAGCUCCCUGGUGCAGGAGGCUGAGACCCAGGCCGAGGGGGAGGCAGGGGAGGAAGAGGAAGCGGAAGCGGAGGGGCCUGGGCUGAACGGGGCAGUGGAGAAGCCCUUCGUGCUCUUCCUGCCCCGAGCCACAUUCGUGAACAGCGUGGCGCCUGAGAGCCCUCGGCUGCCAGACGGCAGCUCAGGCCUGUCCAGCUACACCCCCAAACACUCCGUGGCCUUCAGCAAGUGGCAGGAGCAGACGCUGGAGCAGGCCCCAAGUGAGGUGGAACCCACGCAGAAGGAUGUCAUGCUCACCCCUGCCAGUCACAGCGACCUCUCAGACUUCCGAAGCGAACCAGCCCUCUAUUUCUGACUCCAGCCCUGCCAGGACAGCCAAGCUCUGCCCUCCUUCUGUACCCCUCUUCUGCCCUGCCAGGCUCUGCCCCCAUAACCCACCCCCCCUUCCCGGGUCCAUCUGGGUCUCCCUCUCCGCCCUAGUUUGGGGGCAGUGCCUGUGGAAGAGGGUCAGGGUGCUGCUGGACACCAUGCUCAGCAGCUGUUGGGUGUGUCCUGGUGGAGGAUGGGCUUGCUGCCUGUUCUGCAGGACAAGACCCCCCCCAACCACCCCCCAUGGUUGAGCUCGGCCUGCCCCCUUUGUGAUGAAUGGAAGUCUUUUGCCUGAUGGUGGACUAAUAAACAGCACUGGACAAGCCUG